AUGUCAAAUUUCGACACGAAUAGGUGGUACCAGAUAUAUCUCCUAGACAACACAGUCCAAUCCCUCGCCGGCACCAUUCUAUAUAACCAAGGCAGAAGUGGUGCAGUAUUUAUCCAGGACACCAAUCUCACCUCGGGCGGACAACAGUGGCAAAUCUUCCCAUUCAACGAAACUUAUCAUGUUUUACGAACGAAAGAUUCAGGUCCGACGGGAUAUCUACACGCCUCGUUUUCCGUAGAUGAAACAACGCCUGGUCUUACGGUACCCGACAUGAGAGAUGCGGAAAUUCAAGAUGAUAGCAUGUUUUGGCAGAUUGACCCUUGGGGCGAUGGGACGUUUUUCAUGACGAAUGCGAAUAAUGGAUCGGAUUGGCAUCUUAAUGUUAAGGAUACUGGGUUGAUGUCGUUGAGUUCGAAUGUUACUCAACCGCAGGGGGGACAGCAGUUUAACUUUGGGAGACUGGAUGCCAUUGAUGAUGUCAAAUAUUCGAGUGUUAUCUUACCUCCAUCAGCAUCAGAACCCACCCAGACUCCAUCACCUGCAACCUCUCAAACAGUGCCGUCACCUACACCCUCUCAAACAACACCAUCACCAACACCAUCCUCUACAUCCUCAUCAAAUGGCCUCUCAUCAGGGGCGCAAGCUGCCAUCGGCGCGAGUCUCGGUGGUGCAGCAGCUAUAUGCUUUUUGAUACUUGCUUUUUUUCUUAUGCGAAGGCGCAAACGACAAAAGAACUCGCUGGAAUAUCCACCUGAAUACUCUAAAGACGGUUCCAUGGGCCCGUUUAUUCGAAAAGUUCCGAAUGAGCUGGAUGCUAGGACAAAUCCUGUUGAGUUGCCGACGAGUGCUCAUAGUGUGGAGUUGCCUGUUAGUCGGGCGAAGUAG
Messenger RNA from Glarea lozoyensis ATCC 20868, 885 nucleotides. RefSeq lists its product as uncharacterized. The coding region runs from base 1 to 885 and encodes 294 amino acids. Lineage: Eukaryota; Fungi; Ascomycota; Leotiomycetes; Helotiales; Helotiaceae. The record is from RefSeq and is a predicted model, not a curated record. The transcript is spliced from 2 exons.